ACAUUUUAUAAAUAAUUUUUUUUUUUAUACUCUUUUAAAGAUUUACAAAAAAUUUGUUUUACUCAUGCAGUAAUACUACAUCUGUAUUUAUGAAAAUAGAAAUUCUUUUACUUCUACCUCAUAAUGUUUUAUCACAUCAAUUGUUUCUUUUUCUUUUUUUUUCUUGUUUAGUUUCUGCUAUGUAAUUCUGAAGAUUAAUUUGUGAUUGUAACUUGGGCAGAAAAAAUUUAAUUUCUAUUGUUUAUAAUUUUUUGUUUACAAGAACAAACAUAUAUUUAUACACAUAUAUAUAUAUAUAUAUAUAUAUAUUAUAAUUUGUGUAUUAUCUAACAAUGAUUCUACAAACAUAUAUAAUAUUAUUAUAUUAUUUACUUUCAUUUUUAUGUAAAGGACAAAAUAUUGUGUUAAUUAUAGCUGAUGAUUUAGAUCUAGUUCUAGAUGGGAUGACACCAAUGAAGAAUACGUUAGAUCUUAUAGGAGGUAAAGGUGCAACAUAUUUAAAUCAAUUUGUGGCAUCACCAAUUUGUUGUCCUAAUAGAGCUUCCAUUCUAACCGGUAGAUAUCAACAUAAUCAUUUAACAGUAAAUAAUUCUAUUUCUGGUGGUUGUAACAGUAUUGGAUGGCAAGAAAAACAGGAACCUAAUACGUUUGCUGCAUAUUUAAAAAAUGAAAUGAAUUACGUUACAUUUUAUGCUGGCAAAUAUUUGAAUCAGUAUGGAAGCAAAAGUGUUGGCGGGGUCAAUCAUAUUCCACCAGGUUGGGAUUGGUGGGCGGCUCUUGGAAAUUCAAAAUAUUACAAUUAUAUUUUGUCUAUUAAUGGUACAAAAAAACAAUAUGGAAAUAAACCUGAGGAUUAUCUCACAGAUGUGAUAGCCGAUUUAGUUAAGGAAUUUUUUAAUCAAUAUAACUCCUAUGAUAAUCCUUUUCUAAUGGUACUGUCACCUCCUGCACCUCAUGCACCUUUUACACCAGCUGUAAGGCAUAUUGAUAAGUACAAAGAUAUAAAGGCCAAGAGAACCCCAAAUUUUAAUACUUUGACUCAAACAGAUAAACAUUGGUUGGUCAGGAGAGGACCGUCGCCUCUUCCGCAAAAAAUAUUACCAAAAUUAGAUGAAAUUUAUAGGCGAAGAUGGGAAAGUCUUUUGGCUGUUGAUGAACUUGUUAAAAGUGUACAUGACAUAUUAGAACAGAAAAAUCUUUUGAAAGAUACAUAUAUUAUUUUUACAUCGGACAAUGGAUAUCAUAUUGGACAAUUCAGUAUGCCAAUGGAUAAACGUCAACCAUAUGAAACUGACAUAAGAAUUCCAUUACUGAUCAGUGGUCCUGGGAUAUCCCAUUCAACUGUAACUAAACCAAUUAGUAGCGUAGAUUUAUUUGCUACGAUAUUACAGAUAGCUGGCUUAGAACGUCCCUCUGAUGGAAUAUCUUUUUUAAGAAAAACAUUAUCAAACGACCGAACAGUUUUAAUAGAAUAUAGCGGAGAAAAGUCAAAACAUAAAUCAAAUAUCGGAUGUCCUAGUGAUAAUGAUUUAAAUCUCGCUCUUUGCAAUAAAGAAUUGUCUUGUAAAUGCGAGGAUGCCGCAAAUAAUACUUACAGUUGUAUUAGACGUAUUUCUCCGUUAUACGAUAAUAUUUUUUGUAUAUUCGAAGAUAACGAGGCAUACAUCGAGGCUUAUGAUCUAAAACAGGACAAUUAUCAAAUGAAUAAUAUCGGCUAUAGUAUGAAACGUGAACAUAGAUAUAAAUUUAGGAAACGUCUUAAAAAAAUGGUUUCUUGUAAGGAUAAUGAAUGUAUUUUUACAAACUUGGGAAAUACGUAUUAUUAAUUAUCUUAUAGAGAAAAAAAAGAGUUAACUAUUAUUAAUU
Molecule: messenger RNA, 1866 nt
Organism: Vespa mandarinia (Asian giant hornet)
Lineage: Eukaryota; Metazoa; Arthropoda; Insecta; Hymenoptera; Vespidae
Product: N-acetylglucosamine-6-sulfatase
Biological process (GO): glycosaminoglycan metabolic process
Molecular function (GO): N-acetylglucosamine-6-sulfatase activity; glycosaminoglycan binding
Source: RefSeq, a predicted model, not a curated record